GUUGUAUAUAUAUAUGUUAUAUGUUAUAUAAGAUAGAAGAUAUAGAAGUAGAAUAGAUAUAAGAAGGAUAUUGUAUUGUACUGUAUUCUUCACUGUCUUGCUAAGAAACAGAGAAUCGUCGGUUAUUCGCGGGCCGCCAGAAAGCGACAAUAAAUCAAUCGCAGAAUCAUCUUUUAAACAGAACUCUGCUUCUUGUCACCUUCUUCUUCUUCUCUUCUUCUUCUUCUCAUCAUCAUCUUCUUCUCUUCUUCUUCUCAUAUCUCUUAUUCUUCUCGCCAUGCCCUCCGCUGACUCGACCCCCUCCAAACUCCUGCCGCCUCCGAUCCAGGACUCCGUCCUCAACCACAUCGGCAACACUCCUCUCGUCAAACUAAACAAGAUCCCUCAGGAAUAUGGCAUAAAAGCCACCAUCCUCGCUAAACUCGAGUACUUUAACGCCGGCGGAUCAGUCAAAGACCGCAUCGCCAAGCGCAUGAUCGAAGAGGCAGAGAAAGACGGUCGCAUCAAACCCGGCUACACCCUCAUCGAGCCCACCUCUGGCAACACUGGCAUCGGUCUCGCCCUCGUCGCCGCCGUCAAAGGCUACCGCACAAUAAUCACCCUCCCAGAGAAAAUGUCCCAGGAAAAAGUCCUCGUGCUCAAAGCGCUCGGCGCAGAAAUCAUCCGCACGCCCACCGAGGCCGCCUGGGACUCGCCCGAGUCCCACAUCGGCGUCGCGCGCAAGCUGCAGAAGGAGAUCCCGAACGCAGUCAUCCUCGAUCAGUACGGCAACAUCGAUAACCCGCUCGCGCACGAGUACGGCACCGGCGCAGAGAUCUGGGAGCAGACGAACGGGCAGAUCACGGCGGUUGUCGCGGGCGCGGGCACGGGUGGUACCAUCACCGGUAUCUCGAGAGCAAUCAAGAAGCAGGACCCGAGCGUGCAAAUCGUCGCCGUCGACCCUGUCGGAUCGAUCCUUGCUGUUCCCGAGAAUCUCAACUCGGAGAUUAAAUCGUACAAGGUCGAAGGUAUCGGCUACGACUUUGUCCCGGACGUGCUCAGUCGCAACGCAGUCGAUCACUGGAUCAAGACCGACGACGCCGAGUCCUUCCACCUCGCGCGGAAACUGAUCUCGGAAGAGGGAAUCCUGUGCGGAGGCAGCAGUGGAUCCGCGCUCGCAGGCGCGCUGCAGUACGCAAAGAACCUAGGCGAGAACGACACGGUCGUGGUGGUCUUCCCCGACAGCAUCCGGUCGUACCUGACAAAGUUCGUUUCCGACGACUGGAUGAUCCAGAACGGCUUCCAGCUCGACUCGACGAUCGUCGACGGCGGCGAAAAAUUCAAGCAGGCCACGAUCGCGGACUUGCAUCUGAAACCGGUGGACGCGAUCGAAGGCAAGAAAACGCUGCAGGAAGCGGUGCAGAUCAUGAAAUCGCACGGAUACGACCAGCUCCCGGUCGUCGACAGCGAGGGCCUGCUCAUCGGCCUCGUCACGCUCGGCCACAUCCUCUCGCGCGUCGCGAGCAAGCGCGUGAGUUUGUCGGCGCCGGUGCAGGACGCGAUGCUGGACUUUGCGCAUCUCGAGGAGACGCACGCGGGUGCGCAUGUGCAUUCGCUUGCUCGCGCGGGCGGGCAUCGGCAUCUGCGACCGAAGCAUGAUCAUUUCGACGUCAUCACGAUCGACACGCCGUUAUCGACUUUGACUGAUUUCUUUGAAUUCAGCUCGGCGGGGGUGGUCACCGAAGCCGGGGCGGGGAAGCAUGCGAAGCCGAUUCAUAUUGUGACGAAGGUUGAUUUGUUGGAGUAUUUGAUGGAGAACGGGACGGAGAUUUAGUCGAGAUUUAGUCCCUGUAUAUCUGUUACCAGUAGUUUAGCAAUAACAAUUAAUCCAUAAC
This is a messenger RNA of Myxozyma melibiosi, 1874 nucleotides long. Its product is annotated as tryptophan synthase beta subunit-like PLP-dependent enzyme. Gene Ontology annotation, molecular function: cystathionine beta-synthase activity. The coding region runs from base 278 to 1813 and encodes 511 amino acids. NCBI's taxonomy places the organism in Eukaryota, Fungi, Ascomycota, Lipomycetes, Lipomycetales, Lipomycetaceae. The transcript has 4 exons. The record is from RefSeq and is a predicted model, not a curated record. Gene Ontology annotation, cellular component: cytoplasm.